Molecule: messenger RNA, 936 nt
Organism: Wickerhamiella sorbophila
Lineage: Eukaryota; Fungi; Ascomycota; Dipodascomycetes; Dipodascales; Trichomonascaceae
Exons: 1
Coding region: 1-936 (311 amino acids)
Source: RefSeq, a predicted model, not a curated record
AUGUCGAACACUCUAUCCGAUACUGCUAACGAGAAAACACAGUCCUCGCAGUCUGUGUUUGUUCAGCACCUUGCCACAUAUCCCGCUAUCACCGCUGUGGCCGGUUUGGUAGCGUCGUUCCCUGUGGUGAAGAUUUUCGCAUCCAAUGCGGUUCCGCUCAUCCAGGCCGUGCACGAGCGUACGCGCAAGGUUUCUGAUCCGCUGGUCAGUGCCGUUGAGCCUGCUCUCAAGCGGGCCGACGAGCUGGGCGACAAGGUUCUCACCGACCUCGACAACCGGUUUCCGGCUCUGAAGACCGUCCAGCCGGCCGAUCUUGUCGAGGGUGCCCAAUCGCGAAUUAACUCGGCCCGUGCAUCUGCCCAGAGCGCCGUCGAUGCCCACCUGAUCCAGCCAGUUGCCAAUGUUGCUGGCGCCGCCAAGGCCCAGUACACCAAGGUGUAUGACACCCAGGGACAAUACAUUGCCACCAUUGUGAACAACCAGGUUGGUCCGGUCAACGUGCGUCUGGAGUCUGUCAUUUCCGAGUACCUCCCCAGUGACCAGGCCCUGCCUCCCAAGGAGGGCACGGAGGUGCAGCGCACAUUUGUUCUUGUCAAGACGGCUGCUGAGCGAGCUCGUCCCCAGAUCCAGGAGUUUGAGGUUUCCACCCGCCAGUACUGCGUCCAGGUCUACCAGGCCAAGCUGAAGGAGCGGGACGGCGAGAAGGAAACGCACUCUUUGAUCUCUAGCUUGCUUGCUGCGGUUGCUGCUGGACGUCAGAUUACUGGCGAGGGUCUUCACAGGGCGGCUGCAAUCAGCGGCCUGCGACCCCAGGAGGCGAAGACGACUGUCUUCAACGACGUCGAGAAGGCCGAGGCCUACAUCACGCCCUCCCGUACCAGCAGUGCCGUUGUGGCCGUUGAGCCUGUACAGGCAGUAGCUGUUCCUGCCCACUAA